Chrysemys picta bellii (western painted turtle) is the source of this 532-nucleotide messenger RNA. NCBI's taxonomy places the organism in Eukaryota, Metazoa, Chordata, Testudines, Emydidae. The record is from RefSeq and is a predicted model, not a curated record.
ACAUUUAAGGUCAGUGCUGCUGCGAUGCGGCGGGAUAUUCCCACAAUGCAUCUGGGGAAGCUUUCCCGGGGCCGUUGCUGCAGAGCGAGCCAGCGCGUCCUCCUCGCUGCGCCCCCCACCCCCGCCUGAGUCGCGGCCUGGCCAGGGCCCCCCCAGCGCCCCCGCCCGCUCUAUGCUCGGCUCGGCCGGCGGAGCCCGGCUUCCCCCCCCGCCCCGCAUGGCUCGCUGCCUCUGAGCGGGGCCAUGGAGGAGCCGGGCCAGGGGGCUGGCGCCGAGGGGGCCGCGGCGGAGAGCGAGAUCCAGAAGGCCGUGGAGUUCAAGGCGGAGGGGAACCGCUGCUACAAGGAGAAGAAAUUCCGGGAGGCCAUCGGGAAAUACCACCGCGCCCUACUGCAGCUCAAGGGGGUGCAGGGCCGGGCCGGGGCAGGCAGCCCGGAGCAGAGCCCGCCGGGCCCGGGGCGCCGCCCGCUGAGCGAGGAGCAGCUGCGGCUGGUGGAGAGCACCGAGGUCGAGUGUUACGACAGCUUGACGG